Cuscuta campestris is the source of this 1082-nucleotide messenger RNA. Lineage: Eukaryota; Viridiplantae; Streptophyta; Magnoliopsida; Solanales; Convolvulaceae. The record is from the annotation of a GenBank genome assembly.
AGAAGGGGAAGAAGAAGAAGAAAAAAGAAAUUAAAGAAGAAAAAGAGAGACCCCAAACAGAAUGCCAUCUUCCUCAUCAGAUUACCACCACAUUGCUAUGAAUGAUGAUGAUGAUGAUGAUGAUGGAUUGGUGGAGGGUUGUGGGUACUCAAGACCCUUUCUGGUUCUUGAUGUUAUAUGGAACCUGUCGUUCGCUACGGUGUCUGUUUUUAUGCUGGUGAGCACCACAGGGGAGAGGCCAUCUGCCCCCCUAAGGCUAUGGGUUUGUGGGUAUGCCCUUCAGUGUCUCUUGCAAGUGGGUUUUGUGUGGGUUGAAUAUGAGAGGAUGAUCAGCUUUCAUGGUUUCUCCUUGUUUCCUCUCUGUCACACCAGCAUCAUAAAGAAUUUGGAGUCAAUUAAUACAGUGGUCUCAUUAGCCUGGUGGGUUUUUGGUUUCUAUGGGAUUGUAAUGGGUGGCCAAACACUUCUCCGAGAUUCUCCCUAUCUUUACUGGCUAUCCGUGAUUUUCUUGGCAUUCGAUGUGUUCUUUGUGAUAUUUUCCUUCACAAUGGCAUUCACUCUCUUCAUUGCUCUAUUCUGUUGCGCUCCGGUUCUAGCAACGGUUGCAUAUGCGUUGAAGCUGGGAGAGGGAGCAUCUGAAAAUGAUAUCACGGCUCUUCCUAAGUACAGAUAUUGCCAAUCCAAUAAUGCCACUGAUAAGACGACAUUUGAAGAAGGAGUGUUGUAUUUGCCUGAAUAGAUAUAGUGAUGGAGCAGAGGUGUGUAGGCUUCCAUGCGACCACCAUUUCGACCACGGGUGCAUUUGUAGAUGGCUUCGGAUUAAUGCGACAUGCCCUCUCUGCAAGUUUAAUAUUCUCAGGAAUGAAACAUUGGUUUAAUCAGUCUCUAAUCUGUGAUGUAAUAUAUGCUCUAAAUACAUUAAUAAUAUUAUUAAUGUUAUUCACAUAUGGGAAAGUGAGCAGAUGGGAAUGAGAAACAAAGUGAUGCACUCAUUCUGCUCUAAAUGGCAACAAAAUGUACAUAUGCUUCCAUGGCAUUGCAAUGGGUACACCAUUAGUAAAUUUCCCCCUUUAUUUGUUUAU